Molecule: messenger RNA, 1033 nt
Organism: Cornus florida
Lineage: Eukaryota; Viridiplantae; Streptophyta; Magnoliopsida; Cornales; Cornaceae
Product: F-box protein CPR1-like
Exons: 2
Coding region: 467-1033 (188 amino acids)
Molecular function (GO): protein binding
Source: RefSeq, a predicted model, not a curated record
UAUAAUAUCAUGGUUGGUCCCAUCAAAGGCUAAGCCGUAUUCACUUUCAUGCUAUAUGAUCAGCUCACAGUAGCUACUACUAAAAAGGCACAUAGACUCCAUUUAUUUCUUAUGUUACAAAGGUGCACUUUUUUUCAGGUCGACCAAGGAUGCAUGCAUAUCAUUUCUUACAUUUGCAAAUCAUUUCAGCCUCCCCAGUCGCCUCCAUCUCUACUGUCGUUCUGGACUCUGAACUUGCCCUCUCUCUCUCUCUCUCUCUCUCUCUCUGCAACUGCAAACUACAAAAUCUACAAGAAUCAGAAGUUCAAAACCCAUAUAUUUCUUUUUAACUAUCUGUCUGCAAGAAUCCAAAGCUCAAAACCCUUAUCUUUCAGUUUCCAUCGCCAAGGUCUGUAAUUCUUGUUUUGCAAACUAAAAGCAAGUUUAGGGUUUUCUUUGUUCAUUUCCAGUCACGAAUUGAAAGAAAAUGUCAGAUUUCCUACCUAAAGACCUUUUGAUCGACGUCUUCACCGGACUACCCAUCAAAACCCUCGGUCGGUGCGCUUGUGUCUGCAAAUUAUGGUACUCUUUGAUCACAAACCCUAAUUUCAUCACCACACAGGUCAAUCGAUCGUCCGCGAACAGCGACAACAACCUUACACUAAUUCGAACCGGUAACGGCAAGAGCAUGCUUUACACAGUGAUAAAUUCCAAUUUCGAAAACGCAUAUGGGGAGCUCGAGGGUCCACUGAAGAGCUGCAGGGACCUAAAUUUGAGGAUAAUUGGUAGCUGCCAUGGCUUACUGUGCCUUUCCGAAGAUUUGCACAGCUACAAGGAGAAGCUUUUUCUAUGGAAUCUAUCGAUUCAGAAGAGGAUGGAUCUCCCGCCAUUGCGGGUCACCUCUCGAUCACACGGUCGGCAUAUGCACAGCAUUGGAUUCGGGUUCGAUUCCGUGACUGAUGACUACAAGGUUGUCAGGAUUGUGUAUAUUGCCGAUAUGGGUUUUGGAAAUCCUCCGGAGGUUGACAUUUUCAGUCUGAGCACAGGGACAUGA